This is a messenger RNA of Scleropages formosus (Asian bonytongue), 2428 nucleotides long. RefSeq names its product beta,beta-carotene 9',10'-oxygenase-like. Gene Ontology annotation, cellular component: mitochondrion. The transcript has 13 exons. Gene Ontology annotation, molecular function: beta-carotene 15,15'-dioxygenase activity; carotenoid dioxygenase activity. Bases 40 to 1848 code for a protein of 602 amino acids. Lineage: Eukaryota; Metazoa; Chordata; Actinopteri; Osteoglossiformes; Osteoglossidae. The record is from RefSeq and is a predicted model, not a curated record. Gene Ontology annotation, biological process: retinal metabolic process; carotene catabolic process.
AAGGGGCUUGUUUUCUCCGGAGCUUCGCUCGUGGGCGUAAUGGCUGGUCUCGUGCGGAUGGUCGCUGUCUGUUCCGGGAGCUUGAGACCUUUGUUCCUCAACUCUUCGUUCUUUGUCCAAGCCCUGCCCGCACUGAGCAAAUAUGACAGACAUGCCCAGCUGACCUUCCCGAUCCAUGUGCUUCCCUCUUAUUCCAGUCGGAGGGUUCCUGCUGCGAGUGGUCUACAGUGCAUUGCCCCACUGGUACAGUCAGUUGAGGAGACCCCCGAGCCCAUCGCCACAGAAGUUCACGGCUGCAUCCCCUCCUGGAUUGAGGGCAGCUUCCUCCGGAAUGGGCCUGGCAAGUUUGAGUUUGGGAGCCACAACUACGACCACUGGUUUGACGGGAUGGCGCUGCUCCACCAGUUCAAGAUCUCGAGCGGCCAGGUGUCCUACAAGAGCCGCUUCCUGCGCAGCGACAGCUACCGGGCAAACAGCGAGCACAACCGCAUUGUCGUGUCCGAAUUCGGCACGCUCGCCGUGCCCGACCCCUGCAAGACCUUCUUCCAGCGCUUUCUUUCAUGCUUUGAAAUGCCGAAACCUACUGACAACGCCAGUGUGAGCUUUGUCAAGUACAAGGGAGAUUACUAUGUCAGCACCGAGACCAACUUCAUGCACAGAGUGGACCCCGACAGCCUGGAAUCUAAGGGGAAGGUAGACUGGAGCAAGUUCAUCGCGGUCAACGGUGCCACAGCUCAUCCACACUAUGACCCCGAUGGCUCUGCGUACAACAUGGGCAACUCCUACACCAAGAAAGGUGCCUUUUACAACAUCAUUUGUGUGCCUCCGGAAAGGGUGGAACCCGAAGAAACCCUGGAGGGAGCUAGGAUUGUGUGCUCCAUCGCGCCAGUGAACAAGUCCAAACCAUCCUACUACCACAGCUUUGCAAUGUCAGAGAACUUUGUGGUGUUUGUGGAGCAGCCCAUCAGGAUGGACCUGCUAAGGAUCCUGACCUGCAAGUUGAGGGGGAAGGGCUUGAGUAAGGGGAUUUACUGGGACCCCCAGCAGGAAACCAUCUUUCACGUGGUCAACAAACACAUGGGCACGCCAAGUGCCGUGAAGUACUACAGCAGGCCGCUGUCCACCUUUCAUCAGAUCAACACCUUCGAGGAGGACGGCUUCCUAGUGGUGGACCUCUGCUGUUCCGAUGAUGGCAGCGCCAUUAACAACUUUCUGAUCCAGAAUCUACGCCAGUCUGGAGAGGCCCUCGAUGAGAUGUAUAACUCCAUGACUGGCUCGUUCCCACGGCGAUUUGUCCUGCCCCUGAAUGUGGAUGAAAACACACCCUGUGGGAAAAACCUGAACACACGCUCUGACAGCCCGGCGACAGCUAUUAAAGUUUCCAACAAUAGGGUGUAUUGUACUCACGAAGAUCUCCAUGGAGAAGACCUCCAAGAGUUCGGGGGCCUGGAGUUCCCACAGAUUAACUAUGCCAAACACAACACCCGGCCCUACCGUUACUUUUAUGGAUCUGGCUUCAGGCACCUGGUGGGAGACAGCCUCCUCAAGAUGGAUCUCCAAGGCAAACGGCUGAAGGUGUGGCAGCAGCCCGGAUUCUACCCUUCAGAACCCAUCUUUAUCCCAUCACCUGGUGCCACCGAGGAGGACGACGGAGUCAUCCUGUCUGUGGUCAUCACUCCUACCCAGGAAAAGGGCACCUUCCUUCUAGUUCUGGAUGCCUCAACAUUCAAGGAGCUGGGAAGGGCUGAGGUGCCAGUCAACAUCCCUUAUGGUUUCCAUGGAGCUUUCAACGCCAGCACCGUAGCAUGCCAUAUUAACCACAAACAAUCAAGAGUGGCACCCCUCUAAGAUCCCUCUUCAGACCCAGAAAUAACAAAAAAGGCCUUCUAUUUUCUAAAAAUAUCAUACAUAAAAUAUAGAAAGCAUAUGGACAGCAUACGCAUGCCUUAUACAUUUAUACCCAUGCCUUUUCUGUUUCAUUAAAUUGCAUGAAAAUAUUGAAAAAUCACAGAACAAUGUAUGAGAAAUUACUGACUUGGUAAAAAGAUAAAUUUCCAGGUGUUGUAGUAGGAUAACAUGGAAACAAACUCUGGGGGCUCCUUAUUCUGGAUGUCCAUUUUAAGUUUCAUAAAGUUUAUCUGAAAAGUGUGCUUUUUCUGUCAGUACUCUUCUGUCAACUCGUCUUCGGUUGCUUUACAUGCCUGUAGAAGUCAGUGUAGCUGUAAAGACGCUACGCUUUCCAUUUUAUGUUAGCAUUACACCAAAGUAGCCUCAUCAAAAGCGGUAAAACAUGGCCACGAUGAGCAAAACCACAAAGCAGCUGUGGGUCUCACAAAACUUGAAACAAACUUUAAGUUACACUAUUUGACAAGUGGGGGGUGCGGUGGUGCAGUGGGUUUGACUGGGUCCUGCUCUCCAGUGGGUCUGG